This is a messenger RNA of Culex pipiens pallens (northern house mosquito), 826 nucleotides long. RefSeq lists its product as uncharacterized. Lineage: Eukaryota; Metazoa; Arthropoda; Insecta; Diptera; Culicidae. The transcript is spliced from 4 exons. The record is from RefSeq and is a predicted model, not a curated record. The coding region runs from base 65 to 760 and encodes 231 amino acids.
GCCGAUUCCGGACACUUCACAGUGGGUUCUGAGUUGGACCAGUUGCACACGGCGGUGUUCAGGAAUGGAUGUUCGUGGAUUGGUGGUGAUGUUGGCGCUUUGCGCGGGGUCGAUUCUGGCCGAGUCCGAGCCGGCGGAGCAGUCCUCGGUGGAGCGGAUGGAGUUCAUGCAGGAGAUCAAGGACGAGUGUCGGAACAACACCGGGGACGAUCGCGCCUUUCAGGAUCUGCUGGUGGUGCUGAACCAGGACACCCCGAAGUGCUUUAUGCAGCACGUGAAUCUGAGCUACCUGCAGGCUCCCAUCACGAACCUCAACAAGCAGGAGCAGACCACGCUGAUGACACAGAUCUGCGGUCAGGUCGAGAAGUCGCUGACCUGCAUCAACCCCGUCGUGGACAAGGUCAAGCGCUGCAUGACCGACGACGACGACCUGAAGAUCCUCCGGAAGCUGGCGGAUACCGUGCCGGAGGCGCUCAAGAUGAUCUGCAACGACAGCGGAGCGAUGCUACUGAAACUGCGAGAACCGUUGGCCAGAUCGUGCGCGAUCGAGCUGGCACCCACGAUCGACGUCUGCAUGGACGGGAUGUCCAAUUCGACGAUGGAGAUGACCCUCAGUCGGUACACGAUCACGGAGUGCAAUGAAGUUUAUAAAAUGAGGGACUGCAUUAUCAACCGGAUCCGGGAUUGUGGUGCGAAUACCUAUCUGGAACUGUUCAAUCUGUUCUACAGGAGCUUGCUGAGUCUGACGCCGUGUAAAUAAAUUAUAGUUUUUCUGUUACAAAAAUCUCGAAUAAAUUGCAAUCUUUGGUAACUAUUUUCAAAAUAA